GGAAGGAGCUUGCAGUGUAUGUGUGGGAAAAGCGAAGCACGGAAUCAGGACCACCACAUCAGCAGACCCAGGCAGCCCGGAAAGAAAAUAUUGCUGGAACCUGAAAUAAAAGGAAGUCCCUUGUGGAGCUAACCCGAAGCAGGACCCAGCAUUUCCUGGAGCUCCUCCGCAGCCCUCUGAACGAGUUGGUCCUAUCUGAGAUUCCCCAUCAUGAAUUUCCUCAGACGACGUCUGUCGGACAGCAGCUUCGUGGCCAACUUGCCCAAUGGCUACAUGAUGGACCUGCAACGUCCUGACAGCUCCACCAGCUCCCCAGUUUCCCCGGCAACUGAGAGGAGGCAUCUUCAGGGCCCUCCCACACCGUCUUCAUUCUCCUCAGGGCCCAGUCUCUUCAGCUCAUUCUCUAGCGCCAUGAAACAGUCCACACAAGCCACCUCGGGGCUGUCGGAACCAGCGGGAAGCCCGGCGCCAAUAGCUCAGAAACCUAAGAUCCUGUUGGUAGUGGAUGAUGCCCACACAGAUUGGGCCAAGUAUUUCCAUGCAAAGAGGACGAAUGGAGAGCUAGAGAUCCGAGUGGAACAGGCUGAAUUUUCAGAGUUGAACCUGGCGGCCUAUGUCACGGGGGGCUGUAUGGUGGAUAUGCAGGUCAUCAGGAACGGGACCAAAGUUGUGAAAUCCUUCAAGCCUGACUUUGUCCUGGUCAGACAGCAUGCCUACAGCAUGACUCUUGGGGAAGACUUCCGCAGCCUGAUCAUUGGCCUCCAAUAUGGGGGCCUGCCCAGUGUGAACUCGCUGUACUCCAUCUACAACUUCUGCAGCAAGCCCUGGGUGUUCUCCCAACUAAUUAAGAUCUUCAAUUCACUGGGUCCAGAGAAGUUUCCUCUUGUGGAGCAGACGUUUUUCCCCAACCAUAAACAGAUGCUUACAAGCCCGGACUUCCCUGUGGUGGUCAAACUAGGACAUGCUCACGCUGGAAUGGGAAAGGUAAAAGUGGAAAACCAGUAUGACUUCCAGGACAUCGCCAGCGUGGUGGCCAUGGCCAAGACUUAUGCCACCACAGAGACCUUUGUUGACUCCAAAUAUGACAUUCGGAUCCAGAAAAUUGGCAAUAACUACAAGGCCUACAUGAGGACAUCCAUUUCUGGGAACUGGAAGGCCAACACAGGCUCUGCUAUGCUGGAGCAAGUGGCCAUGACUGAGAGGUACCGACUGUGGGUGGACACCUGCGCAGAAAUGUUUGGUGGCUUGGACAUCUGUGCUGUCAAAGCAGUCCACAGCAAGGACGGGAAGGAUUACAUCAUUGAGGUGAUGGACAGUUCAAUGCCCCUGAUUGGGGAGCACGUGGAGGAGGACAGGCAGCUAGUGGCCGACCUGGUCAUUUCCAAAAUGACUCAGUUGCUGGUGACAGGAGGGACUUCCCCUUCACCCCCGAGGCCUUGGCAAGUCCAGCCAAAAGCGGUGAAAUCUCAGGGGCAACCCCACCUUGGACAAUCGUCCCAGCCACGCCCACCCCCUCAAGGAGGCCAGCGCCAGAUCCCAUCACCUCAGCCCGCCCGGACAGGAGGGCCCCCUCAGCAGCGACUGUCCCCGCAGGGCCAGCAGCCCCAGAGCCCACAGUCCGGCUCGCCUCAGAGAUCUCCCGGCUCCCCGCAGCAAUCCAGAGCCGCCAGCGGAGCCUCCUCCAGUCAGCCCUCCAAGCCAGGCUCCUUGCCCCCUUCCCGGCCCCCGGCCCAGGGCCGGGGCCCUGCUCAGCCGGGCCCUGGGGACGUCUCUAAAUCCCAGGCUUCUCCUCAUCCUCAUCUCAACAAAUCCCGGUCUCUGACCAACAGCUUCAACAUUGCCGACUCCUCUCCACGGGGGAACCCCAACGAAGAUGAGGCGAAGGCAGAAACCAUCCGCAACCUGAGAAAGUCAUUUGCUAGUUUGUUUUCCGAUUAACUCCGCCUCGCGCUUGGCGUGAGUGCCCAGCCGGCCCCUCCGACCUCCCAGCUCCAUUCCAGUCUGCCCACUUGCAUCUCCCAGCCUCACUCAGUGCUUGUCAGUGGUCCAUUCCGGCCCUGUGAACCGAGCCCUUUUAGGAGAGCUCGUCCCAGUUCCUUUAACCCAGGAACCCAUUCUUUGUAUAUGCUCUAAUUUCACUUUUAUUGUUGUCUGCAUUAAGCAAAAGGGGGAAAAACCAGGAAGCCUCGACUCUUCUGAGCAGGGCUGAAAGGUGGGUCCCACUGCUCUGAGGACUUUAAUUCCCCUACCCAGAGCCAGGUAGCAAGUUCUUUGUGUGUGUUACUUCAUUUCUGGGAGAGGAGAUUCUCCCAUCCCCUCACCGGAUUCUGAAACUGCGUUUGGGUGGCAAAGAUGUACUAGGCAAGUAAGACUUGGGCCGUUUAUUGGGAAAAAAAAAUUUAAUUCUUUUUCUUCCAUUCAAAUCCAACAUCCCUAGCCCAAGCAAAAAGCUUGAUCGCAUUUGGCCAGAGGAGUGCCGCGAAAUAAGUGCUGAGUCUUCCUUAACAAGAAGGAUAUGAAAUCUAUGCAGCACAGUUGGCAAGGAUACCGGUCCCUGCCUUUCCUCCUUCAAGCCCUCGUUUUGUCUCUAGGAUCGUUCCCUCGAUCCUCGGAACCUGCCAUUCGCUGGUGAGGUGAAGGUCUGUAAUCCUCUCGCGGGUUGGGGAAACGUCCAUUUUCAGAUCCAGGAGUCAUUUGCUGCUUUGCAGUUCUCCGGCUCCAGUUCCGUAUCUGAGUCUGGACGGGGACCCGUUGGACUGCCCUCCUCUCCUUGUUCUCCCAGCUUUGCCACCUUGGAUUCCUAGGUCCAGUAGCCAGUGAGGAGGAAUCCCGAGGCCCCCAUGCCCAUCACCAUCCCCGCAGCCUGAAAACCAGGGAGCCAAACCCACCGGGCUCCGGACGACGGCAGACUGGGGCUCGAGGUGAUACGCUGAUCUUGAGGGCCCGUUUUCUCUAGGGCCCGAUCUAGACAGUGCUGGCCUUCUGCACGAAGCCCAGGUAUCUCGGUCUCACCCACGCAGCGCAGGAAAAGCAAGAGAAUCAAGAGGAUGAAUUCUCCUUGUCUGUCUCUCAUGUAGAGGGGCUUUCACGAGGAUCAGGGACGGUCUACGCCCUCGCUCCCUGCGUGCGAGAGAUGGCGAGUAGCAUGUGACCACCUAAUCCUGGGGAAGCAAUAAAUACUCCUGGACCGUCUGGGGCCUGGUCUGCUUGGUGGACACAUACCAGAUGAAUGAAAUAGCCAUUGUAUAACGGAGUUUGGGGGCUGGGCGCUGAGAAGGGAGCAUAGUGUAAUUCUGGUGCUUUCUUUUCAUCUUUCUAGUAGAAGAAACCCCCUUUCUUUCAGCUGCGCAUUUAUGGUGAGUACAUGUCUUCUGUACAGGCACACAGAUGCAAGGCUCAGGGCUCCCUGCCAGAAUUGCCGGAGGUUUUACACACACACUCACUCGUUCAUAUCUGCACUCUAUGCAACAGUGGAAUUAGCAGAGGCCUGGCAUCACACUUGUAUUCAACCCCAAGUGGAAACGGAAACCCUCACGGUUGAGCCAACCAGGUAGGGCAGCCAAAAUUCCUGCUGCUCCUGCGGUCUCUCCCAGAGCUCCCUGGAACCAAGGGAAUUUCGGGUUGUCAUUUCCUUUUGGGCCGUUUGCUUCUCUCCUUCUACCUCCUGCUACCUCGCCCUUUCCCUAAGCCCUCUUCAGAAGGGGAGUAGGGGAAGAGAGAGGUUACCUGUUCAUAUGGCAAAACUUUUGAAAGGGUGGACGGUUGUAUAGACUGACUAAAAAUCAGCCUGGGGAUAAUCUAGGGCAGGGGGAAGCCCAGACGUUUCCCCCCACCACGAGCCUCAGUGCCAUAAUACUGUCUUGUACGCAGUCUGAAAGUUUCAGGUUGGCAAGGCUCAGCCGUCCCUUACAACAGUUCAGGCUCGGGAUGGAUUUGGAAUUACAGGCCCCAUGUUUGUGAUGUGCUUGGCCAUUGUUUGCGUUCAUUGUGCGGAGGUAUUGGUAUUAAUUUAUGCUGAAUCUGUCGGAAAGAUGAACAAAGCAGGAACUGAGAGUUAGCGUAAUGCCCGUGUCCAAAUGGGAGGUCUUUUCAAUAUGGGUUUCGAGAGACCUCUGUGACUGCGUGAAUGCCAUCCAAUAGCUUGUGGUUUUUUUUACUAUCUACUAGGGGUUUGGACAAAGCCAUCUCUGCUUUCUGAACCAUUAAUCUGAAUCACAAAGCAGCUUAGCCUAGUGGACGGCGCACAGGCCUGAGAGUCAGAAGACGAGGGCUCCAAUUCCAGUUCCG
This is a messenger RNA of Tachyglossus aculeatus (Australian echidna), 4287 nucleotides long. It is a transcript of the gene SYN3, whose product is annotated as synapsin III. Gene Ontology annotation, molecular function: ATP binding. The transcript has 14 exons. Bases 211 to 1938 code for a protein of 575 amino acids. The record is from RefSeq and is a predicted model, not a curated record. Gene Ontology annotation, biological process: neurotransmitter secretion. Lineage: Eukaryota; Metazoa; Chordata; Mammalia; Monotremata; Tachyglossidae. Gene Ontology annotation, cellular component: synaptic vesicle; synaptic vesicle membrane.